Messenger RNA from Artibeus jamaicensis (Jamaican fruit-eating bat), 755 nucleotides. RefSeq names its product midkine (gene MDK). Bases 62 to 493 code for a protein of 143 amino acids. NCBI's taxonomy places the organism in Eukaryota, Metazoa, Chordata, Mammalia, Chiroptera, Phyllostomidae. The record is from RefSeq and is a predicted model, not a curated record. The transcript is spliced from 5 exons. Gene Ontology annotation, molecular function: growth factor activity.
CGGCCGGAGUGGGACAAGACGGGGCCAGCGCGGGAGGGAGCGAAGCAUCGCUGGCGGCAAGAUGCAGCACCGAGGCUUCCUCCUCCUCGCCCUCCUGGCCCUGCUGGCCCUCACCUCCGCGGUGGCCAAAAAGAAAGACAAAGUGAAAAAGGGCAGCCCGGGGAGCGAGUGCGCAGAGUGGACGUGGGGGCCCUGCACCCCCAGCAGCAAGGACUGUGGCGCUGGUUUCCGUGAAGGUACCUGCGGGGCCCAGACUCAGCGCCUCCGCUGCCGGGUGCCAUGCAACUGGAAGAAGGAGUUUGGAGCGGACUGCAAGUACAAGUUCGAGAGCUGGGGCUCGUGUGACGGGGGCUCUGGCACCAAAGCCCGCCAAGGCACCCUGAAGAAGGCGCGGUACAAUGCCCAGUGCCAGGAAACCAUCCGCGUAACCAAGCCCUGCACCCCCAAGACCAAAGCCAAGACCAAAGCCAAGAAAGGGAAGGGGAAGGACUAGCGGCCAGGCCUGAAUGCCAAAGCGCCCCUGGCCCUCGCACUCCCUCCCACGGCCAGGCCAGAGCCCACCAGUGCCUUCUGUUCUUCAGCUUUAUCAAUCACGCCCUGCCCCCUCCCUCUCCCUCUCCCGCCCCGCCCCCAGGUGCCCGCAGUGGGAUGGGACGAGGGGUCCUGGGCAGCCUGAGCCUCCCCACAGAGGGAUUUCUUUCCCACGCCCCUUUGUUCUCGCCCAGAACAAUGCCAUUCCUAAGAAAUAAAUCCAU